AUGGGGGGUGGACGAUGGCUGCCAGAUUUGGAAGGAAGAGUUAGAGGCUCAAAAAUUUGGUCUGACAUAGUUACUGCAAUUACCUCUAAGCUUGUAUUACAUAAUUUUUAUCUUGAAAACUCUGCAAUUAUUUUGGAGAAUGGUAGGAGAGCACAAUUCUGGAGGGAUAAAUGGGCAGGGGAGUUGUGUUUAAAGGAUGAAUUUCCCAGACUGUUCUCUCUCUCUACUGUCAAAGAUGGAGUAGUGGCUGACUUUUAUACCAGUAGUGGAAUGAUCCAGGACUGGCUUUUCGAGUUUAGGAGACCUCUGUUGGCUUGGGAAGAGGAGGAGGUGAACAAGUUACAUACCUUACUCAGGAGUGCACCGGCUGUGAGGGUCAUAUCGCUCGAUAUAUGGAUGUGGAGGGCUGAUUCCUCUGGGAUGUAUUCAGCUGCUUCAGGUUAUAGAAGAUGCGAAUCAUUAUUGGGUCCUGAUAGGGAAGUGGCAAGGGAAGUAUGGAACAACUGUGCACCACCAAAAGUUAAAUUCUUUGGGUGGUUGGCUUGGUUAGGCAAGGUGAAAACAUCCAGCUAUCUCCAAAGAAUUGGGAUUUUAGAUGAGGCUGCCAAUGUUAGCUGUGUUUUCUGUCAAAAUGAGGUGGAAUCGGUCAACCAUAUCUUGCUCUUUUGCCCAUUUGUUUGGCUACUGUGGUCUCAGAUUAUGAAGUGGUGGGGUGUUCAGUGGGUGAUGCCAAACUCAGUGGAAGGGCUAUUGCAGUGGUGGUCAUUUUGCAAGAUGAAGAAGCUUGAGAAAGUGAUGUGGAAGGUUGUGCCUUUGGCUGUCCUUUGGUCCAUUUGGAAGCAUCGGAAUGAUUGUAUCUUUAAUGGUGCUCAACCAAAUUUAGAAGACUUAUGUGAGGUUGUCAAAAGUGCAGAGGGACAGUGGUUUGGAGGAUGUUCAUAUGUUAGAGUGCUUGGGCAGUCCCCAGUGUGCUUCUGCUCAUUUGUUCAUCUGUUAUGCUACUCAUCAGCUAGAGUGCAGUGGACAGUGGAUUGUUUGCUGUUGGGUAGGCUUCAUGGUAAGGGUAAAUGGUGUAAUGGGGUGGUCCCUGCUGUGUUUGGUGAUAAUUGCAAGAAUGAUACAUCGGAAAUGGAAUGCUGCUCUGUUGUGUGCUGA
Messenger RNA from Camellia sinensis, 1155 nucleotides. The record is from RefSeq and is a predicted model, not a curated record. Lineage: Eukaryota; Viridiplantae; Streptophyta; Magnoliopsida; Ericales; Theaceae.